CGAUACAAUCGGGAAACAAGCCCUAAACCAAGACGGCAAGACCCAAAUACACGAACCCCACAAUCAGAACCAAGGAAAUAGAAAAAUGGCGAUUUCUGGUGAUUUUAGGGUGUCUGCUGCAUUGGGUUCUUCUCCUACGAACAUCCUCCGCAUCAAUUUACCACCUAAGGCGGAUUGUGUUAAUUUCCUAAGCGGAAGAUCGAUUGUUUCCGAAAACAUGCCCAAGUGGCCAGCUUCAAUGGUCCAUGCCCAGACCACGCGCUGCCAUGCUAAACGACCCCUCGGGAUCAUCAGCGACUACGAGAUGUCCACAAGCUCCGUUAACCAAGAUGCGGAAAGCUUCUUGUUGAACGCCAUAAACAUGAGUUUUUUUGAGCGAUUAAGUUUGGCAUGGCGGAUCGUCUUCCCAUCUCCAUCGAUGAUCAAGAACUCAAAUGCGAAUGUUGCUAAACAAAGGUUGAAAAUGAUUCUGUUUUCCGACCGAUGUGCAGUUAGUGAGGAAGCGAAACAGAAGAUAGUCAGCAAUAUAGUCAACGCCCUUUCGGAUUUUGUGGUGAUUGAAUCACAGGAUAAAGUCCAACUCAGCGUGUCUACGGACCCUGCACUCGGAACGAUCUACUCGGUGACGGUGCCUGUGCGACGCGUGAAAGCAGAAUAUCAAGAAGAAGACGGGGAGGGAACGAUUAUGAACGUGGAAUACAAGGACAAUGGAUCGACUUCUGGUUCGAUGGAUGUUAAGUUUGAUUUCUACGUCCCGAGUGAAUGAUUUUUAGCUUUUCCGGUGACCGGAGAACGGAAUCUGGAAAAGAAGGGAUGAAAUUUGUUGGGUCAGGUGGUGUUUGAUGGUUGGAAUUUGUUAUAAUCUAUAGCAAACCUUGUAAAUAUUCAUAUGCUUUAAAUUGGAGUCUUUAUAACAA
Cynara cardunculus var. scolymus (artichoke) is the source of this 917-nucleotide messenger RNA. RefSeq names its product cell division topological specificity factor homolog, chloroplastic-like. Gene Ontology annotation, biological process: regulation of division septum assembly; cell division; chloroplast fission. The record is from RefSeq and is a predicted model, not a curated record. The coding region runs from base 86 to 766 and encodes 226 amino acids. The transcript has 2 exons. NCBI's taxonomy places the organism in Eukaryota, Viridiplantae, Streptophyta, Magnoliopsida, Asterales, Asteraceae.